Molecule: messenger RNA, 4823 nt
Organism: Megalops cyprinoides (Indo-Pacific tarpon)
Lineage: Eukaryota; Metazoa; Chordata; Actinopteri; Elopiformes; Megalopidae
Gene: grb2a
Product: growth factor receptor-bound protein 2a
Exons: 6
Coding region: 505-1158 (217 amino acids)
Molecular function (GO): protein binding
Source: RefSeq, a predicted model, not a curated record
UAUCUCACCACGACUUUAGCAAACACUCCGGUUGAUUUGGAGGUGUCGCGAGAGUUUGUUCAAGCAGUGGGCAGUGGCAGGCGUCAGAUUGCGCUGGAAAGCAAGCGAAAUACAGCUGGCUAUUAUGCUUAAUGAUAAAAGACGAGAGAAAACGAAAAAUACUCAAUCAUAAUAGUGCCAAAUACCGUCAACCUGAAGACUGAACGGACGGGAAAUCUGGGCGACACGCUGACUUAGCGAGCUAGCUUAGCGAACCCAGUUGAACUGUGUGGCUGACGCCGUGACAGGGUUCGUGGCCUCUACGUUAACGUGAUCUAGCCUCGGAAGAACAGGUCAUAAGCGGAGGGAGAGACUUCCAGAGACCCAUACGAGGAUUCUGGGUUUUGUGUUUUUGUUUUCUUCACACUUUCCUCUCGCCAGCAAGGAAUAGUCCACUCGUCAGCACCGCAACGCUUUUGUUUGCCUGUACAACUGCAGCACACAGGUGUUCACCCACACGCACCAAUGGAGGCCAUCGCCAAAUACGAUUUUAAAGCCACCGCAGAUGACGAGCUAAGCUUUAAACGUGGGGAAGUAUUAAAGGUAUUGAAUGAGGAGUGUGACCAGAACUGGUACAAGGCAGAGCUGAACGGGAAAGAUGGUUUUAUUCCCAAGAACUACAUUGAAAUGAAAGCACAUCCGUGGUUCUUCGGGAAGAUCCCGCGGGCGAAGGCGGAGGAGAUUCUCAACAAACAGAGGCAGGACGGGGCCUUCCUGAUCCGGGAGAGCGAGAGCGCGCCGGGAGACUUCUCCCUCUCUGUCAAGUUUGGAAAUGACGUUCAGCACUUCAAAGUCCUGCGCGACGGGGCGGGGAAGUACUUCCUCUGGGUGGUCAAGUUCAACUCCCUCAACCAGCUGGUGGAUUAUCACCGCUCCACCUCCGUGUCACGGAACCAGCAGAUCUUCCUCCGGGACAUAGAGCAGGUCUCCCAGCUUUCCACAUACGUGCAGGCGCUGUUCGACUUUGACCCGCAGGAGGAGGGAGAGCUAGGGUUCCGGCGCGGAGACUUCAUCCAGGUUCUAGACAACUCCGACCCGAACUGGUGGAAGGGAGCCUGUCACGGGCAGACGGGCAUGUUCCCACGCAAUUACGUCACACCUGUCAGCCAGAACAUGUAACGCCACCCCGAAACCCACCACCACCCCCAACCCCCCCCCCCAAAGAGAUUGAGAGCGACGCAGGAGAGCGGAAACCGGAGAGGAAGAGGAGGAGUGGAGGAGCCGCGCCGUCACCGAGUCCGGUGGCGGCUGAGAACGACCAACCUUAAUUACCAAGAACACUGCAGGCAGAAUGGGACUGAAGAAACACAGAGAAGGAAAGAGUAGCGCACCAAUAUGUACAUUAAUAGAAAAGAGAAGUGAUUUUAUCUCCCACAGCUGCUUUGCCUUCUCCACUGCUUUGGUCUGUUUUUUUUUUUGUUUUUUUUUUCCUCUUUCCACAUUUUAAUUGCCAUGAAAAAUCCAAAAGUGUGUUUUGCAAGUACAGUUAUCUAAUGUAUUUUUCAAAAAAGAAACAAAAAAAUUAAUUUUAGCGAAGUCCGAGACCAAAUGCACCGCAGUGAUUGUCCUUCAGCUUUGGGAGCUUGAAGUAAAUGACAGAGAAAUUCUUUUAAAAGAGUAUAUAUAUAUAUGUGUUUGUGUGUGUAUAUGUAUGCCUUUUUUUUACCUCAUCGCAUUUCUUUUCCUUGUGUAAAUUAUGUUCUGCUUAAUUUUAGCUUGGAUAAGACCGAGCAGCUAUGGGAACAGCUCAGCUGUCAGUGUAACAGUUCUGGGUUAUCUGAGUGAUCUCAGAUAAGAUGGUGUUAUGUUUAAGACAUAGACAAUUUAUUCUGAACUCACUAACCCUGGAAAAUCUACAUGAAUAACUGCUUCUGUAAAAAAAAAAAAAAACUAUUGGAAUUACACUGGAUUCUUGCUAAUUUGGAGAAUUUUUUUUUGCAAUAACUAUGAUGUAUAACAUGAUCUGAUAAGCCAACCGCCAUUCACCUAAUGUAUUUAUCCCAGCAGUAUUGCUGUAGGGUCAUGAUUGUGGUAGUCUUUGUCCCCAAAUCGCUGAUGUGUGGGACACAUAGAGAAUUGAAGCAUGUGAGAGAAAAUGAUUUCAGACAAAAGUUGACUUGAUUUUUUCAUACUCAAUAAUUUAUAUACACUAUUUACCUUUUGUUAUAUAGACAGUGUUGAUAUAAAUUGGGAAAUCAUGUAAAGUAAUUGCCAGUGAAAAACUGGCCCUGAACCGCUGGAAUAGAGUGUGUGUUUGUGGUUAAGUUGAGAUCAGCUUUAUUGAGCGUACAGUCGUAAGUACGGGUGAGUACUUAGUGUUUGUUCUCAUUCUCUCUGGAUAGUGCCUUUUCCAUCUCUGGUGUUUCAGUGUCUCCAGCCUGCUGAGUGAACCCCAAACGGUUAGACCUGCAGAGAGAAAAAAAUUGUAAAUAACCAUCUUUCUCCCCCCCAUCCCACAUCCCUUGCAUUUUCAUAGCUCUUGUCACCAUGGAAUCCUUAUUAUUUAAAUGUUUGCAUUCUCUAACCUAAUCAUGCUUUUUGCUUGUCUUUUUUUGUUUCUUGAUUAAUAAACAUGAAAUGGUAAAAAAAAAAUGCUAUGUGUUUGCAAAUGUAGUGCAAAGGGAUGCCACAUAGUAUUGGAGCAUUUUCCAGUGUGGCUUAAGAGGCCUGUUGACAGAUCUGUUCGUUUAGUUUUGACGAGUGUGUGAAGUAUUUAAAAGAAUGAGACAUGUUCAUUUAAAGUGUUGAAAUGUUUUGAUAUCUGAAUGUAUUAAGAGGGCUUUAGUAAUUGUACCGUCAAUUUCAAUGCAGUGACUGAAUGAGGAUACACUGUUUUUUGAUCCAUGUUUUUUUUUUUUUGGGAUUUAUUUUUUUUGUUUUUUGAACCAUUACUGUGUAAUUGGGAUGGGAUGCUGCAUCUCCAGUGUGAUUUCAGUCAUGUUUCUCCGUUAGUCUUGCGCUCUCUCCCAUUGUGUCACCCACGUCUCUGUAGCCGUCAUGAUGUUGCAUAAUCUUCUCCGCAGCCCACCCGUGCAGUGAGGCGGCAGUGCAAUUCCAAGAAUCCGAAUAAAGUCUGCACUGCACUUUCAGUACACGCUUUAAUCCUGGUCCCCAGGCUUGCUCUGUACUUGUCCCUGGAGGCAGAACCGGCUGGCUGGAUUUGAACGAAUCAAAUAAAGUGGGAAUGGGUGCCGGGCUAAACCUGAUUAGCUCGAACAAGGCUCUAAUGCCUUUUGUCUGUGAGCACUGGGCUGUUCGCGAUCGUUUAGCAAGAGCCCCAGAUUUCUCAGCCAUGAUCUGGUGAUUAGUUUAUUUUUGUUCUGUUUAUCCUCUCCUGUGUUCCCCAUCUGGCAGGCCACCAGCUGUGCAUGAAUCUCUGCGCCCCCCCCCCCCGCCCCCCCCCAAUUGCCUGUCAGUGGCUUUUCUGUUCUCUCUGCCUCACCUCACGAUGCCAUGCUGAUGUUACCCUCCACUAACAUCAGCUCUGUCUGGCCAAGGUGUUUUGAAAUGGAUUCUGCAAUGUGUGUUGAAGACUAGCAGUACAGUACACUCAUGCGCCCAGUGUGCUAUGCCACACUAAAGACUAUAGGACAGAACCACCACAAUCUGAGAGCAGCCCUUCGCAGUUAAGAUGGAGUCAGAGCGGCCGCGCUUAACCUCGCUUCCCCAAAUCUGUGGCCUGUUUUCUCUCGCCGGGCCUGAAACGUCAGCCACAUGCGCACAUCUGUGUCCUUCCCUUGAGGACGUCCACCGCGGUGGGACCUCGAUCAGAGCAGUUCUGGUCUGGCGCAAUGAAGGCCGUGAGGUCGAGGGCUUUAGCCUAGCUGCAGAAGUUGAGGAUGAAGCAUGCAGUAUCUCUUCAUCAACUCAUUACACUCGCAAAACCCUGGAAGAGGGAAGUUUAAUCUGGGGGAUUUCAUCCACGGGGUAACGGCAGGUCAUUAUAAUAUUUUGUCAUUUCUGUAAAGGCCUGCCGCCUUGAUGUUUUUACAAAUGGGGGGGGUUUUUUAAUUCCAGUGUGGCAUGUGACCUUUGGUUGUGUAACAGACUGACAGAGCCAGAUGUAAUCUACAGUAGCCACGCUAUGCUGGUCUGUUGCACUGCACUGCCCACCUUCCUGCCUACUCCAGUGUCCUUUCUGCUGGGGCUCUUUUCAAAUUUUGAAUUGCUUCCAAGUAGCUCACCGCGAGUUCAGUUUUAAUCCUGUGUGUUAAUCCUUCUGUUAAAGCUCUCACAAAAGCUGUGUUUAUUGUCGUUUGAAACGUUUUGGAAGAUAAGAGGAAAAUGCGUAUCUGGAGAAAAAGAGAUAAAGAGAAUAAUUGUUCUGUGUGCCAUGUGAGUCUUUCUGAGCAGAAAAACGGGGAUUCAGAUGUAAGCCAUAGUUACCGUGUACUAGACUGUGGGUGCAAUUGCAGCCAUGUGCCUCUUUGGAAGCCACUGAAAUGGUCAAUUCAAUUACGCUGACAAUAUUCCUGGAUGAUUUCACACAAGUUUCAUUUUUGAUUUUUUAUUCUCAGAAUUAAUUACAAAGAUCAGCCAAUUCUUCUUUGAACCUUGUUAUCAACCUGUCUCCUAGUUUCGUCCUGAAUUGUAUUUGCAAAGUGGCAGAAGCCAUCGAGGACCAUGUGAUUGUGGACUUACUGCUGGAGUUUAUGUAUAUCUGACAUAAAGGUGUUUCAUGUACAUAUACCUGGAGAAGGGGGUGUGAUUAUCCCUUUAAAUCUGAUGCAGCAUUUUUUUCAUAUUAGUGGAUAGACAAUAACUGUGAAUAAUAAAAUAAUCAC